ACAUCUUUACAGCUCUAUAAAAGUGAGAUUAGCUGCUCCGCUGCUCUCUUAAAUUUAACAUUUAAAGUAAAACUCCUGACUUAGUUUAGUUUUUGUGCCUUCAGAGGUUUGUCUCGUGUGUGAUGGUUUUAACAGUGAGAGAGAGUCGCUCCUCCCCCGCAGGCUGAAGCUGUCUCCAUCCUCAGCAGCAGCUACAUGAGGACAAACGGCCGCACUUUACUCUGAUCCCCGUCCUCUGUGAGUCCUCUGUCCGUCCUCUGCGGCUCGUUUUCAUGAAUCUGUGGCGCCGAAAACUUUCUCUGGAGAGGAAUAUAAAACACCAGAAGUCAAUGGAUUAGCGCUGAGCGUGUAGGAUUAUUAUUAAUGCAGAGACGUUUUUUUUAAUCGGAUGUUCAUGAGGACUUUGUCCAUGUCUUCUGUCGGAUGAUGGCUGAGACAGUGUCCCUCAUUCCACUGUUGGGCAUUAUUCUGAAAAUCAGCUGUGUUGCUGCCAUAGAACUGCGGUUUAUGCCUGAUCCGCCAACGCUGAACAUCUAUGGCGUCCACAGGAUGAACAGAUCUGACAACGUGGAGCUCACAUGCAGAGGUCGGCAGUACCUGAGGUGGACGACCCCUCCUACGAGCACUCGCUUCUCCACCAGUGACUGCAGUGGAUCGGGACUCUUCUGCACAACGCUGCGGAUCUCUAAUGCAACUGUCAAUGAAACUGGACAGUACCAGUGCGCCUACAAAGACAUGAAAGCCGAAGAUGGCAAAACUUCAGCAGCAGCCUAUGUGUUUGUCCACGAUUACAAGGUGCCAUUUGUGCCGUCUGAGAAAGAAUACGAGGUGGUGUUCAUCCGCGAGGGAGAGCGGGUGGUGAUACCGUGCAGAGGAUCGGUGGAAGAUCUCAACGUUACACUGCACACUAAGUAUCCAAAUAAGGAGCUUCAUCCUGAUGGAAAAGACUCUUUGUGGGACGCCAGAACGGGUUUUACUGUUCCCAGUCAUCUGAUCAGCUACGCCGGCGUUGUGUCCUGCCAGACCCGGAUUGGAAAUGAGACGUUUAAGUCUCCUCUCUACAUUGUCGCUGUUGUCGGAUACAAGAUCUAUGAACUCACCCUGACCCCCGCGCAAGUGAGGCUGUCUGUGGGGGAACGGCUGGUGCUCUGCUGCACCGCCAAAACCGAGCUCAACGUGGGCAUCGAAUUCAACUGGACGCACUCCGGUCAGGCCCUGACCUCGGUGAACGGUUCGAGGCCGACCCACGCACAACCGCACAAAAAGAAGCUGUGGAACUCUCUGGAGCUUUCCAACACACUCACAGUGGAGAACGUGACAGUCGAUCACACCGGAAAAUACACCUGCACUGCAUCCAGCGGGCAGAUGGAGAAAAGUGCCUGGGCAGUUCUUAAAGUGUAUGAAAAGCCUUUUAUUGACAUGAAAGAACCAUGGCAGAAGGUUUGGGAGGUAAAUGUUGGAAGUCAAGCAAAUAUCCCUGUCAAGUACUCGGCCUACCCAGAGCCCAGUCUCAAAUGGUUAAAAAAUGGCCUACCACUGGCUGAUUACAGAAUAAAACAGAGAAGUGAUACCCUCAUCAUCCAAGGAGUCACAGAAACAGAUGCAGGGAAUUACACAAUGGUCCUGACCAAUAAGAAUACAAAAGAAGAGCAGAGACGCUCUUUCCAGCUGCUGGUCAAUGUGCCACCUCAUAUCAUUGAGAAGGAGGUGGCGGUGGACAAUGAUGUGUACCCAUAUGGCAGCAGCCCCACCCUGAGGUGCACCGCCCGUGGGUUUCCCACACCUGCACACAUCCAGUGGCAGUGGAUGUCUAAAGAGGACUGUCCAGAGGCCUUCCUGUCUGGACUGAUAAAGUCUGAAGUAAAACUAGAGGGGUGUACAGGUUGGAGAGAUAUCAGCAAUAGCACUGGUCACCAUCCUGUCGAGCGAAUUAUGAUUGAUGCUGAGCCUAACCGAAAGAAAAUCGCAAGCUCUUUGAAGAUUCAGAAAGCGGAGGCCCACGCCCUUUACAGAUGCACGGCUGCCAACAAAAUAGGAGAGGAUUCACGAAUCAUCUUCUUCCACGUCACACGUGGCCUUGAGGUGAGUGUGUCUCCGUCUAAUAAGCCCUUAGAAGAGGACCAUGUGGUUCUGCGCUGUAAGGCGGACAACAUGAUCUACAGCAACCUGGUCUGGUACCGCGUCCACAACAUCUCAGAGUCAGAGCAGAUCACGCCGAUACAGCCCUGUCGCCCCUGGUGGACUAUAACUAAGUACACUAACUCCAGUUCUGUACUGAAGAACAAUCUUGAGCAGAAGCCCCGGUCACAUGUAGUGCUGUCCAGUCUGCAGGGCAACAACGUGACCCUGGAGCUGUCGCUGCACAACGCGUCCCGUGAGGACCAGGGUCUGUACGCCUGUCAGGUGGAAAAUAUCAAGACUCGAGAGACAACCUGCCUGCUCCGCCGCCUUUCUCUAAAAGGUCUUGAGGCUGCCAGAAUCCUUAAUAAUUUGACCGAUCAAAAAGUUAACGUGAGUGCAACGAUCAGCCUCCUCUGUGAUGCAGCUGGGACACCAAACCCAAUGGUGGUGUGGACCAAAAACAACCAAACUGUGGUGGAGGGCUCAGGUGUGAUUCUGAGCCAGGAUAACCACAUUCUGACUAUUCAGCGCGUGAAGAAGGAGGACAGCGGUCUGUACACCUGCACUGCAUGCAACAUCCGCGGCUGUGACACCUCACAGGCCUAUUUGACUACUGAAGGUGCGGAGGAAAAGACAAAUGUGGAACUAAUUGUUCCUAUUGGGUCAGUGGUCAUCGCCAUGUUUUUCUGGUUGCUGAUCGUCUUUGUCAUCCGUGGCAGAAAGAGACCAAGUGGUGGGGAUCUGAAGACGGGCUAUCUGUCCAUGAUCCUGGACUCGGAGGACAUGCCCAUGGACGAGCAGUGUGAAAGACUCACGUAUGAUGCAAACAAAUGGGAGUUCCCUCGAGACAGACUGAAGCUCGGUGACCCGCUGGGACGAGGAGCGUUUGGUCAGGUGGUCGAAGCAGCUGCCUUAGGCAUCGAGAAAGCUACCACGUGCACCACUGUUGCCGUCAAGAUGCUAAAGGAGGGAGCCACAUCGAGCGAAUACCGCGCAUUGAUGUCCGAGCUGAAAAUUCUCAUUCAUAUCGGACAUCAUCUGAAUGUGGUCAACCUGCUGGGAGCCUGCACGAAGCCUGGAGGGCCUCUGAUGGUGAUUGUGGAGUACUGUAAACAUGGAAACCUCUCUAGCUACCUGAAGAGCAAGCGUGGAGAGUACAGCCCCUACAAGAGGAAGCGAGUUGACAGUCAGAAGUGGGCGUCUGCAGAGGAGGAUGUGACUGAAGGGGAUCUGGGUCUGGGGAAGAUCGCACAGCUGGACCUCUGCACAGGAACGGCCGUCUGCUCCAGAGAUGAAGAAACGGCUUCAGGCAGCAACAUUGACACUCAGGAAGAGAGCUCAGACGAUGACCACCUGACCAUGGAGGACCUGAUAAGCUACAGCUUCCAGGUGGCCAAAGGAAUGGAGUUUCUGUCGUCCCGCAAGUGUAUCCACAGAGAUCUUGCAGCCAGAAACAUCCUGCUUUCGGAGAACAAUGUGGUUAAGAUCUGUGACUUUGGCCUAGCCAGAGAUGUAUACAAAGACCCUGACUACGUCCGCAAGGGAGAUGCGCGUCUACCUCUAAAGUGGAUGGCUCCUGAGACCAUCUUUGAUCGUGUGUACACUACACAAAGUGAUGUUUGGUCCUUUGGGGUUCUUCUCUGGGAGAUAUUUUCUCUGGGGGCUUCUCCCUAUCCGGGUGUUUGCAUCGAUGAGUUAUUCUGCAGGAGGCUUAAGGAAGGCACCAGGAUGAGACCCCCAGAAUACGCCACCACUGAGAUAUACCAGACCAUGUUGGACUGCUGGCUGGAUCGUCCCACAGACAGACCAACGUUCACAGAGCUGGUCGAACAUAUGGGCAACCUGCUGCAGGCCAGCGCUCAACAGGAUGGGAAAGACUACAUCCCUCUGACAGCUGGCGGCGAGGCACAAGAAUCUCCAGUAACCCCGGCCCCCAGGAACCCCUACAGCCGGCCCCAGAGUGGAGAAAUCCUGGAAGCUCAGCUCCACUAUGACAAACCAUCGUCCCUUGGACUGCAACAGCAGAGUGAGCGGUGCAGUCGUCCCCUCAGUGUGAAGACGUUUGAGGACAUCCCUGUGGCGCGCAGCAGUGUUAUGGAGGGUCACACAGACAGUGGGAUGUGCUUCUCUCCAGAGGAGUCGAAGGGUUUGAAUCAACAGCUGCCAGCUACGCCCAACUUCAGCCAGCUGCUGCGCUGUAAGAGUAAAGAGUCUCUGGCUUCUGAGUCAUCCAAUCAGACGAGCGGAUACCAGUCAGGGUACCACUCUGACGACACAGACACCCCGAUCUACGCCAACGAGGAGGUGAUCAUGAAGCACAACAUGCUGAAGAAGCCUCCGCUGCCCAAGACGCCGGACAAAUUCAACAUGGAGAUCCGUUACAGCACACCACCUGUCUGACCCCCAGUACUGAAAGUCUUUUCACUGUACAGUGUUUGUUUGUUUAUUACAAUUUAGAAACAAUGACAACAGUUUUUUUUUUUGGUUUUUUUUUUUGUUUUGUUUUUUUUACAAGAGAUAACUUAAAGAGUCAGCUGUUAAAAUGAAGGUUGCAUGAUAAGUUUGUUAGCUCUCUUUGGUCAGCCGGAGGAAUGCUUUCAUGUUUACACAGUGAAUAAAACGUCUGGGGAGCCGAGACACGGGGACACGCCUACUUCCUGAGGCGCAAUCCACUCACUUCCUGUGCAGCAGGAAAUGACAUCUGGAAUUUUUAGAUAAUGGAAUCAGCAAAU
Molecule: messenger RNA, 4853 nt
Organism: Plectropomus leopardus (leopard coralgrouper)
Lineage: Eukaryota; Metazoa; Chordata; Actinopteri; Perciformes; Serranidae
Gene: kdr
Product: kinase insert domain receptor (a type III receptor tyrosine kinase)
Biological process (GO): positive regulation of cell migration; positive regulation of kinase activity; multicellular organism development
Cellular component (GO): plasma membrane; signaling receptor complex
Molecular function (GO): vascular endothelial growth factor receptor activity; growth factor binding; ATP binding
Source: RefSeq, a predicted model, not a curated record